CCACCGAGUAUUCCUGCCGGCCACGCCCACCCAAGCGCUUCUCUUUUUCGCCCUUCUGCCUGCCUGCCUCCUCCCUCCCAGAUCGAUCUGCUUCGCCGUCGAAUCCGAUCACGAUCUCCGGCUGGUCUUCUGAUACAAGCGUUCUCUUCGAUUCUAUCUGCGCUCUCCUCGCUAUUCCAUCGAUCUCCAUCAAUAUAAGUCUUUCGAUUUUGCGCGUGGCGGCGGCGGUAUAGAGAUGGGGGUCGCCUCGGGAGCCAAUUCUUGCGCUAAAGAAAUGGCCAUUCGAAGGAAGAUAGCCAACAUAUAUAAUAAGCGGGAAGAGGACUUCCCAUCUCUGAGGAAGUACAAUGACUACUUGGAGGAAGUUGAGGACAUGACUUUUAACUUAAUUGAUGGAAUCGAUGUGGCUGCUAUUGAAGCGAAAAUUGCUAAAUACCAAGAAGAAAAUGCUGAACAAAUUGUCAAUUCCCGAGCACGUAAGGCUGAAGAAUUUGCUGCAGCAUUAAGGGCAAGUCAAUAUGUUGCCCAAGCUGAUCCAGUUGAUGUGGGAGCUGGACCAAGUACUCAAGCAGUUAGCCUUGCCAAUCAAGGGCAAUAUGCGCCUGCUGCUGUUCCGGGUGGGCUUAUGCAACCGCGUCCUACUGGCAUGGCACCACAGCCAAUCCCCAUCGGAGCUCCAUCAGGUCCUAUGCAAGGGAAUGCAACUGAGGAUGAGAAUAUGAAGCUACAAGCUGAGAGGGCAGCCAGAGCUGGUGGAUGGACAAUUGAGCUGAGCAAGAGGAGGGCGAUAGAGGAAGCAUACAGUAGUUUAUGGAUCUAGGCAGCAUUCAUCAGUUCAGAGAUGUGAAAUCGUUAGUCGGGUUGAAGGUCAAUCAUCAUCAAUCUCCAUAUGAAAUACAAAUUUUAUAUAGGAAUCCCUUUCAACUGUUAGAUUGGUUGAAGAUCUCAGCCAUUGACGGCUGCUUCAUCAUCGACAGUCGACCAUAAGAUUUGUGAUCUACGAAUACAUGGUUAACAAUCCCGCAACCUUCAUAUCUUCACUAUGUUAGAUGCUUGUGUUCUGCCUCUUUUUUCUCUUCUCGGCACUCAGAUCAGAUACAAAUUGUGAAUUUGUUUUGUAUUCGAAGUAAAUUUGUUUUAUCCUAA
Molecule: messenger RNA, 1146 nt
Organism: Zingiber officinale
Lineage: Eukaryota; Viridiplantae; Streptophyta; Magnoliopsida; Zingiberales; Zingiberaceae
Exons: 5
Coding region: 236-820 (194 amino acids)
Biological process (GO): regulation of cyclin-dependent protein serine/threonine kinase activity; DNA repair; regulation of transcription by RNA polymerase II
Cellular component (GO): transcription factor TFIIH holo complex
Source: RefSeq, a predicted model, not a curated record